Messenger RNA from Colletotrichum spaethianum, 798 nucleotides. RefSeq lists its product as uncharacterized. Gene Ontology annotation, cellular component: cytosol. NCBI's taxonomy places the organism in Eukaryota, Fungi, Ascomycota, Sordariomycetes, Glomerellales, Glomerellaceae. The coding region runs from base 1 to 798 and encodes 265 amino acids. The record is from RefSeq and is a predicted model, not a curated record. The transcript has a single exon.
AUGCUAAUCCUUUCCAGCGCCGUGUUCCAAGCUGGCGGCCUCGUCGUCGUAUUGGCUGAGAUCACUCGCAAGGCUUACCUCGGCUCCGUCGUGCCGGUCAUCGUUAACGCAAUCCUUAACGAACACCAGAUCAUUGUCGAUAUCGUGGCAUUCGUCAACAAGGGCGACUUUCCCCGGUCUCGUCUCGGCGAAAAACAGCGCGGAAAGAUUCUGGCUGGAUGGGUCACGCGCAAGAUGCGCACUCUUGCGCAGUUCGCCAUUAGAGACAUGGACCCGGCAAGCAUUAUUGGGGGCGAGCCUGGCACCGCUGACGGACCCGAUCCUCACCGGGCUUCUAUCGGCAGUCAAAGAAGUGCAGGCGGUCUAGCCCCGGGUUCUUCGAGUCUACGGAACGUAGAGCACGCGCCGCAGAUUCUGGAGCAGGAAGAAUUCCAAGAGCAGGUCGGACAGAUGGCCUCCCUUCCCCAACAUAGCCACGAUGGUAUUGCGGAGAUGCCUGGUGAUGAGGGCCCUUCUUACGCACAACAGGGGCAAGCCAACACGUCUGCGGGCCACGGAUAUGUCCUGCCGGAUUUCGACCAAUUCGGUCGCGACGACGACCCACCGCCCGUGGGUGCGAAGCCUGGCCCGGGGCAACCCCCUCCACAGAUCAAUCUUCCUGGUGUCGAUGGGCGAGAUAGCACAGAUAUGUGGAACAGCCAAAAAGGAGGCGGUCAAUCCGACGAGGACUGGACAGCUCAGGCUCUGAUGCACAUGAACCUCGCCAACGAUUUGGGGAGAAAACAGGACCAGCACUAG